UCAGUGUGAUCUGCAUUUACAUUUUUUAGUUUCUGUCAUUUGUGAAAGCAAAACAAAUUACUACUUGCUAUUAUUGAUAGUAAUUGUCGUCAUUCAUGGCAAUUAGGGUAUAUUAUGUGAACAGUAAAUAGUACAAGUGCUUUGGUACAUAAUGCACAAACGUUAUUUGGACAAAGAGUUGUGAUGAGUGAAAUGGACCUGCGACACCGGAGGGACCAGCGGCGAUGGUCGAGGGAGUUGAUGCAAAUGUUCCUCAUUGUGGGUCUGGUCUUCUUUCUCUGCGAGUAUGCCAUCUACCCCCUCGUUCUCAUCCAAUGCUCUUGGCCCCAACAACCACAGAAUGCGGACAGGGAUGCAAACGUGCUCAGGGCAAUGGUUUUAGCGGACACGCAUCUUUUGGGGCCAUUUAGGGGACACUGGUUUGAUAAAUUGAGAAGAGAAUGGCAAAUGCAUAGGACUUUUCAAACUGCCAUUGGAAUUUUCAACCCGGAAGUGGUAUUCUUUUUGGGAGACUUGUUCGAUGAAGGAGAAUGGGUGAAAGGUCCAGAUUUCGACAAAUAUGUCUCUAGAUUUGAAUCUUUGUUCUCCGUUCCGGAACAUAUUGACAUUUAUGUUGUCCCAGGCAAUCAUGACAUAGGGUUUCAUUACCAGACAUUGCCUCACAAACACACUCGGUUUAAAACCGCAUUCAAUUCGUCGUCUGUUCGCCUUUUGAGAUUGAAAGAAGUCAAUUUUGUCUUAAUAAAUAGUAUGGCGAUGCAAAUGGAUGAUUGCUUCCUGUGUGAAGAAGGCUUAACGGAAUUAAAAAUAGUCAAAGGGCAGUUGUUUUGUCAGCAGAAUCCGACCUCACCAAAAUGUAUGUCAUCCCCAGAAUUUCAAAUAUAUAGCCGACCUAUAUUGCUUCAGCAUUUUCCCAUGUAUCGAGAAUCGGAUUCAAUGUGUACUGGUCCAGACAGCGCUCCAAAUGAGGAAAAGUUUGAUGCAUUCCGUCCAACCUUUGAGUGUUUAUCCGCCGACUCAACCAAAGUCUUGCAACAGAUUAUAGGACCCAGACUCAUAUUAUCUGGCCACACCCACCAUUACUGCCUCUACAACCACAGUAUCAAAGGGUUUGGAACAGUCCCGGAAUAUUCUGUCCCGUCUUUUAGCUGGAGAAACAGGAAUGACCCCAGUUUCUUCUUGGGACACUUUUCUCGUAACGAAUUUUUCCUGUCAAAGUGCCUAAUGCCGAAAGAGUCGACAGCAAACUUGUUAUAUGUUUCUGGUAGUUUGCUAAUUAUUUGUACCCUUCUGCGGAGAAUAUUAAUUUAUGUAUUUCGCUGCCUAUGGUUCGUGCUUGUUCGUCGAGCCCGGUGAUUGUGAUAUUUAUACCUCGAAAUUAUACUUAUGUACAAAAUGUUCAGCAAUAUGAUAAUCUAGUCACAAUAUCUAACAUUUUGAAUAAAAGUCAGAAUUGUUUGCAUAGCCAAA
Messenger RNA from Folsomia candida, 1470 nucleotides. It is a transcript of the gene PGAP5, whose product is annotated as metallophosphoesterase 1. Bases 184 to 1356 code for a protein of 390 amino acids. Gene Ontology annotation, biological process: GPI anchor biosynthetic process. The transcript is spliced from 8 exons. Gene Ontology annotation, molecular function: hydrolase activity. Lineage: Eukaryota; Metazoa; Arthropoda; Collembola; Entomobryomorpha; Isotomidae. The record is from RefSeq and is a predicted model, not a curated record.